CAUGGCUGACAACAACUAUGGCGUCCUCACCAUAUGGGGAUGGGAACCUCACACGCCCUGCUACGUCGCUGCCCUCCAUACCACUAAUCGAACUCCGUCUCCGGACUUAUCCCCCGAUGAACUUGAUGUUGAGAACGAAUACGACCCAGCCUUUCGUUCGUUGCGCGAACAGUCGCAAAGCCUCAAGAUAUCCUUCCAGAAAUGCUUAAAUGAAUACGAUCAGCUGAAGUACGAGCUGCGUCGCGUGACCAUCAUCUACGACCAUGUUCACCGUGGCGAUCCCAACAGCCCAAGCUCAACACUCGCCGAUCAAGACAUCCUAGAAGUCGACGGGAAUACCUUGCGUAGAGUACAAAGCCGACUCUACUACGAGAAGCUUGAGCAGGAACAAUUCUUCGUCCUCUUCGAGGCUAGCGACGUCUUACUUGACAAACUCCGCGUUCUUCACUACGCUGUUGACGAGGCCCGGCACAUCGCACGCCGCGACAAACUGGUUCAUGUUCAGAUGAAUCUCGAUUUUGUGAUCAAAGAGCUCCAUGGCGAAAUCUCUGCUCUCUUGUCCUCAAGAUCAGCCAUAAAUUAUUCGAGU
Messenger RNA from Aureobasidium musti, 589 nucleotides. The record is from the annotation of a GenBank genome assembly. NCBI's taxonomy places the organism in Eukaryota, Fungi, Ascomycota, Dothideomycetes, Dothideales, Saccotheciaceae.